Mustela lutreola (European mink) is the source of this 1370-nucleotide messenger RNA. It is a transcript of the gene NT5C3B, whose product is annotated as 5'-nucleotidase, cytosolic IIIB. Gene Ontology annotation, molecular function: 5'-nucleotidase activity; magnesium ion binding. Gene Ontology annotation, cellular component: cytoplasm. Bases 97 to 999 code for a protein of 300 amino acids. Lineage: Eukaryota; Metazoa; Chordata; Mammalia; Carnivora; Mustelidae. The transcript is spliced from 9 exons. The record is from RefSeq and is a predicted model, not a curated record.
CCGCUGUUCUCCGGCCUCCUUGCGGCGGGCGACGCCUGCGCAGUGCGGGCGCGGGGAGGUCGUUGUCCCGGCGCCUUCGUCCCGGCCGCGAGCGCCAUGGCGGAGGAGGUGAGCACCCUGAUGAAGGCCACGGUCCUGAUGCGGCAGCCCGGGCGGGUGCAGGAGAUCGUGGGCGCCCUCCGCAGAGGCGGGGGAGACCGCUUGCAGGUCAUCUCUGAUUUUGACAUGACCUUGAGCAGGUUUGCAUAUAAUGGAAAGCGAUGCCCUUCUUCUUACAACAUUCUGGAUAACAGCAAGAUCAUCAGUGAGGAGUGCCAAAAUGAGCUCAAAGCACUCCUUCACCACUAUUACCCAAUUGAGAUCGACCCGCACCGGACCAUCAAAGAGAAGUUACCUCACAUGGUGGAAUGGUGGACCAAAGCACACGAUCUCCUUUGCCAACAGAAGAUUCAGAAGGCUCAGAUUGCCCAGGUGGUUAAAGAGUCCAAUGCAAUGCUUAGGGAGGGAUACAAGACGUUCUUCAACACCCUCUACCAGAACAACAUUCCCCUUUUCAUCUUCUCCGCGGGCAUUGGUGACAUCCUGGAGGAGAUUAUCCGGCAGAUGAAGGUGUUCCACCCCAACAUCCACAUCGUGUCUAACUACAUGGACUUUGACGAAGACGGUUUCCUCCAGGGAUUUAAGGGCCAGCUCAUACACACAUACAACAAGAACAGCUCCGUUUGUGAGAACUCCGGCUACUUCCAGCAGCUUCAGGGCAAAACCAACAUCCUCCUGCUGGGAGACUCCAUGGGGGACCUCACGAUGGCUGAUGGGGUGCCAGGUGUGGAGAACAUUCUCAAGAUUGGCUUCUUAAAUGACAAGGUGGAAGAGCGGCGGGAGCGCUACAUGGACUCCUACGACAUUGUGUUGGAGAAGGAUGAGACGCUGGAUGUGGUCAACGGGCUGCUGCAGCACAUCCUGCACCGCGGGGACUGGAGAGAGACACAGGGCUCCUGAGAGCCAGCAGGGGGCUGGGGGUGCCGGCACCACGGGCUGGAGAGCGGGGAGCCUCACCGGGAGGUCGCCCUGUGGGAGCGCUGCUUGCUGCAUGUCCCUGUGCACGUGGAGUCCAGGAUGCAGCUGCUGAGCCUGGGCCUCUCCUCCUCCUCCCCCAGUGUCCUCUGUGGUGUUCUCAGGGGUGGGGCUGGUGGGGGGCCCCUGCCGGGGGGCAGGGGUCAGCCAGGUGAAAGCGGGACCCACAGGGUGUUAGUGCCCUAGGGACCAUCUAAUCCAGGGGUUCUUUCUCCCCUAAUUUUUUAAACACAGGAAGAUGUUCUUCAAAGAAAUCUAAUGUGUGAAACAGAUCAAAAUAAAAAAAGGAGAAAACA